Messenger RNA from Guyanagaster necrorhizus, 555 nucleotides. RefSeq lists its product as uncharacterized. Lineage: Eukaryota; Fungi; Basidiomycota; Agaricomycetes; Agaricales; Physalacriaceae. The transcript has 4 exons. The record is from RefSeq and is a predicted model, not a curated record. Bases 83 to 448 code for a protein of 121 amino acids.
CAAAACUCUAUUGGGUGUACCCGAGAGAGAUCGGAACAGUCUGACUCCGGCAGAGGAAAGGAGUCACUGAAGUCGCUCACUUAUGCAGAGCUGUCUUCGCGCCUGCUCUGAACAGAGAUCCCUGUCAAAAUCGGGGAAUCUAUUCUUAGUCAAUGUCCGCCCAUUGUCUCGAGAUGCGCUCCUGACAUUGUAUCUCGCCAAUUUCGAAAAUAGGCCUGAAAUAACACCGCACCAUGCUUCUUUUCGAUUCUUUCUUUUUCAGGUGCAAACUACCUUUGUUGAAGCAUGCUUGAAACCCUGGUUAUACUCUAAAGCCGCCACGUAUUAUUUUCUGAGGGCUUGUUCAGGGUUUGAGUUGUGGAGAUUGCGACCCUUUUUAGUCUUGAAUCCUAUGCGUCAACCUCGGACUAGAUCGACCUGCGGUAACCUCGUCGACUUCUGCUCCUGAUUAUCAUUUCCACAGAUGUCAAGACCUAUGAGAAUCGUUCGUGCUCGGAGCUUCUUGUUACUCGAAUUCAUUAGCUCGGUCUUUAUUGUUCUUCGACCCGUAUUUAU